Molecule: messenger RNA, 2188 nt
Organism: Caenorhabditis elegans
Lineage: Eukaryota; Metazoa; Nematoda; Chromadorea; Rhabditida; Rhabditidae
Gene: hrdl-1
Product: E3 ubiquitin-protein ligase hrd-like protein 1
Exons: 6
Coding region: 1-1740 (579 amino acids)
Cellular component (GO): membrane
Molecular function (GO): ubiquitin binding
Source: RefSeq, marked reviewed
AUGAAUACGGGGAACCCGGAUACCCGUCGUAACAAUCAGGUACCCAUGGGGGUUGUCAAUCUACUAUCCCGAUCAUCAUUUCCAUCUGUCGACUCAUAUCUGGCAUUGUCAGUUCUUGUUGCAAUUGUUGCUUCUGUCACUGUAUUUACAACAUUUCGCUCACAACCCGAGCUACAGAAGCUUAUCGAAGAAGAACUUCGGAAUAAUACACGACUGUCAUCAGCAUAUGGUUUGAAUAUUGAAGCAUUGUCCGGGCACACAUUCUUUCAAAUUGCUCAUUACAUUUUAUCUGAUACAACGCUAAUCUGGGUUGCUAUAAACUCGUAUUUUGCCAUACUAGCAGUUUGUACGAGACUAAUAAUCAAAUUAACAUUCAAAGAGCUCGCCCGACAGGAGGAAAAUGUGGCCCGUCAAGCUUUCUUCUGUUAUGUCCUGUUAACAAUCGUCUACUUAUCAGUUGUGAUCGGACCGCAAAAGGGGCAUCGUGUAAUGCCAUGGAUGAUCUGGGGUGGUAUUUGUGCUUUCUUAUCCCAUUUGCAGUUUAUCACAUGUCAGAGGCUCAAGCAUAUCUCUCCAUCCUGUGAUCGUGGAAGUCAGAAGAUUUCAUUCCUCUCGUUGUUCCUCUUCUUCGUUUCGAUUGCCAUGACGUUCUUGAUUUCUCGAUUCCAACAUCACUUAACAUGGCAACCUGCUGUACUUUUAUAUUUUGAUUGCCUUCUCGCAGUAUUCCGUUCCACUUACAUUCUGUUCCGAUGCAUUUCUUCAUCUCGUGUAUUCUCCUUCAAUCCUGACUCUGUUCGUCAUUUCAACUAUUGGCUCGAGCUUAUCACCAACUUUGUCUGCGAACUCAUUCAAAUGCUCAGUUUUGCUCAACUUUUGGCAUUCUCACCUGGACUUAAUCUCACAAGCAUCUUCUUCUUGUAUCACAUGAAGCUUACCUACAACUGCAUGACUGAACAAUUAAGUCGUCAUCGUAAUCAUAAGAAGAUCUUCGAACACAUUGAGAGAUCAUAUCCAAGUGUUAAAUGUGCUAAUGGUGAUGAUCGUUGCGUUGUUUGCUGGGAAUUGCUCGGAACAUCUCGAAGACUUCCAUGCUCUCAUCAAUUCCAUGAUUGGUGUCUCAUGUGGUGGCUUGCUCAGGAUUCUUCAUGUCCAACGUGUCGUUGUACUAUUCCAUCUCCACAAGAUCAAAUCAGACAACCACCAGAGGUUGGAAAUAGUACAAGAUUACGUUUCAAUGGUGGAUCAUUUGGAUUCGUUCAUUUCCCAGCAUUCACUCUUGAAGUAGCUGCUAACUUCGGGCCUUUCUUUGGUCGAGCAGCCGAACCAACAGAAGAGCAAUUGCAAACAAUGCUCGAGCAAGUCAGGGAGAUGUUCCCGCAGAUGUCUGUUGAUAUAAUAAUGACGGAUCUACGACAAUCGGGAUCCGCUCAGUCUACAAUCGAAAAUAUUCUAGAAGGAAGGAUAGGAAUGAAUGCAUCAUUUAUGCCCGGUGGGGUUUUGGAUGAUGAACUCUCAGAUGAGAGUGAAAACGAAAUAGAAUAUGAAGAGCCCGCCGAAAUAGUCCAAGAACCAGAUAAUGGCCGUCAAAGAACGUGGACAAAAUUGAGUUCUUCAUCAGGAGAUGAAGAUCUAUCAUACUAUGAAAUCCAGCGAGCCAAAAUGAUCGAAACUUACCGACGGAAAUAUCUGGAGUCUGAUAAAGCUGCCGAUCUACGAGCAAUGGGAAUCACCGAAUAAUUCAUACUCAUUUCUCUCCUCUUUUCUGUUUACUUAGGAUGUUCUUGUCAUUUCAAAGCUACCUGGUAGCGUACUCUCAUUAUUUCUAAAUUCAUGCCUGUAUGAGUAUAGUUUUUUGUUGUAUAUUUUGUAUCCAUUUGAUGAGAUUCUCUGAGAUUCCCAUCUUUCAUCAUAUUUAGCAUAGUUCCACCCUCUUUUUCCUUUCCUUUCAUGACCCUCUUUUCAUGUAUGGGUAUGAUCAUCAUCCACACCAACUAUCAAUUUUCUCUCUGUAUCCUCUAUCGAGAUUCUGAAUCUCGUUCUCUUGUUCCUUUUUUCCGUGUUUCCUCUGAAAUCUCGACUAUCAUUCUAAUCCUUUACAAUUCUCAUCCCGGUACCUUGUGAGUGUGAACCUGUACAUUUUUUCUCCGAUCCCCAUUUUUCACCAAAGUAAAUACUUUGAGUUUUC